AGGUUGGCAAUACUGCGAUGGCUCACUGCGAGUACGCAACGAGUAUUUGUAAACCCAGACCCAGCUGUUUUGUGAUUUGUGAACAAAAGUAGGGGGUUAGAUUUUCUUUCUUUCAUUUUUGAUCGAAAAGUGUGUGAAAAAGUGGAACUGUGGUUAGAGAAGCCAUCAGUUUGAGUAAUUUAUAAAUUUGCUCUACGUUCGUUAUAUAACGAUGCCGGUUUUAGACCAAAGACAAACAACUAAUCAAUAGAAUUUUAUAGUAAGCUAUAGCUCUCGUAAUCACUAUCUUUAAUUCAUCUAUUACCGAGAAAUCUAAAAAUGGAAGCACUUAUUCCGGUCAUCAACAAAUUGCAAGAUGUCUUUAAUACUGUUGGAUCAAACUCCAUACAUUUGCCCCAAAUCGUGGUCCUUGGAUCUCAGAGCUCAGGCAAAAGUUCAGUUAUUGAGAGCUUAGUGGGGAGGUCCUUUUUACCAAGAGGUACAGGAAUUGUUACCAGGAGACCUUUAAUCUUACAAUUAGUUUAUUGCCCGAAAGAGGACAGGGAGCAUCGAAAUGCUUCAGAUGGAACACUUGAUCUUGAAGAAUGGGGUGUUUUCUUACAUGCCAAAGACAGAGUAUUUCGUAAUUUUGAUGACAUUAGAGCAGAAAUUCAGCGUGAAACAGAUCGUUUGGCAGGAACAAAUAAAGGCAUUUGCAACGAACCGAUCAAUCUCAAGAUAUAUUCCACCAAAGUAGUGAAUUUGACAUUGGUUGACUUACCUGGCAUCACAAAGGUCCCCGUGGGUGAGCAGCCCCCAGACAUAGAACAACAAAUUCGGGAAUUGGUACUAAAGUAUAUUUCAAACCCAAACUCUAUAAUCCUCGCUGUUGUCACCGCAAACACAGAUAUGGCAACGUCAGAAAGCUUAGCUAUAGCUAGAGAUGUAGAUCAGGACGGUAGACGAACUUUGGCUGUUGUGACAAAGCUAGACUUGAUGGAUGCAGGAACUGAUGCUAUCGAUAUAUUAUGUGGCAGGGUGAUACCAGUAAAGUUAGGCAUAAUAGGAGUGGUAAAUAGAUCGCAACAAGACAUAAUUAACAACAAGAGCAUCCAAGAUGCUUUGAAAGAUGAAACAUCAUACUUGCAAAGUAAAUAUCCAACGUUGGCAGCGCGGAAUGGUACCCCGUAUCUGGCCAAAACACUAAACAGGCUGUUGAUGCAUCAUAUUAGGGACUGUCUCCCUGAUCUAAAGACAAGAGUGAACCUGAUGAUUUCUCAGUACCAGUCACUGCUUUCUUCAUAUGGAGAAGAUAUAUCAGAUAAAAGUAAAACGCUUUUACAAAUUAUAACAAAAUUUGCAUCGGCAUAUUGUUCCACAAUCGAAGGUACAGCAAGAAACAUUGAGACCACCGAGUUGUGUGGUGGUGCUAGGAUUUGUUAUAUAUUUCAUGAAACUUUUGGCAGAACGUUGGAUUCUAUCCAUCCGUUAGCUGGUCUAACUAAAAUGGAUAUUUUGACAGCAAUAAGAAAUGCGAAUGGUCCUCGUCCCGCCCUAUUUGUACCUGAAGUUUCGUUCGAAUUACUAGUCAAAAGACAAAUCAGAAGACUGGAAGAACCGUCUCUUCGGUGUGUUGAGUUGAUACAUGAAGAAAUGCAACGAAUUAUUCAGCAUUGCGGUAGCGAAGUUCAGCAAGAGAUGUUGCGUUUCCCAAAGCUGUACGAAAAAAUCGUGGACGUGGUCACCCAACUUUUGAGGCGUAGGCUACCGACUACGAACGUGAUGGUGGAAAAUUUGGUAGCCAUCGAGCUUGCGUACAUAAACACAAAACAUCCAGACUUUUAUAAAGAGAUCGCGACGGUUCCUACUAUGAUAAAAUCCGGUGACGGUUCCAGGCCGACUAGACCAAAGAGCAUGUACGGCAAGAUGCAGACUGAGCAACAAGAUUUCGUUAUGCAGCGUAAAAAUACUUCGGUGGCACUAGUUCCCAGACAAGAUCAAGCUGAUUUUUUCAAUUACUUGUUUCGAAUACUACCCGCGACUAGCUAUAAUGAUUUUAUGAAUGCAGUGCAGGCUCGUUCCACGGCGAAUCCGCAGGUAAACAGUAGCGGCGAUGACCCAACCACGUGGGUGUCCACCUUGACAGCAGCCCAAAAUGGGAAAGAAAACGAUCUGAAUCACGUGAAUAACAUACCGGACAACGUCAAGCUGGAAAACGAUAUUAAGGACGUACUCAGCCCUACAAAACCUGUGAAUUUGCUGCCGCAAGUUCCCACCAACACUUUCAGGAAAUUGUCAGAGAACGAAGAGCACGACUGCGAAAUCAUCGAAAGGCUGAUAAAGUCGUACUUUUACAUAGUGCGCAAGUCGAUCCAGGAUACGGUCCCGAAAGCCGUGAUGCAUUUUUUGGUAAAUUACGUGAAGGACAACCUCCAGUCGGAGUUGGUGACGCAUCUGUAUAAAUCGGACAAUGCUGAUCAGUUACUCUCCGAGUCUGAACACAUUUCGUUGCGCCGUAAGGAGGCUGGCGAUAUGCUGAAGGCACUCCAACGAGCCAGCCACAUAAUUAGUGAAAUUAGAGAAACCCACAUGUGGUAAUUUAGGAAGAUGAUUUUCGCUCACAGGAAAAAAGUGUCAUGUGACUAGUCAAAGGUUUCAAAAUUAUCAAAACUAUACAUUGUUAAGUGAAACGAGGUGUAAGUCACUUAGUAUUUAUUAAGCAACACUUUUUACAGGUUGCAUUAUAUUGUUGUAAUUGAUUGAAUCAGACACAAUUUCAGCUGAUCCACUCUGUUGUGUGGAUAUAUGUUGUUUUUUUUAUACACUUAGUAAUUAUAUGACGCGCUAAGUAGUUUAUGUCUUGUGCUUAGCAGUGUGAUGCAAGUUGGAAAUUGUAGAUAAGCAACAAUUACUAUUAAUAAAUGUAGUUUAAAAAACUGAAAAUAGUAGCAAAUCGAUCAAAAAAGUAGAGAAUAAUUUUCAAGUAGGCAAUCGAAAGUCCAAAAAUCAAGUAUGAAUAAUUAAAUUGAAAUAAGGUCAAUAUAAAAAUUAAGAUACCAACAAAGAACCCAAUUAUAGUAAAAAAGCGUGGGGUGCUUGAUAUUAAAUGUUAGAAUUUUUUUGUUGUUAUUUCCAAAAUUGGAGUUGAUAUGAAAAUAUAGUUGAUUGAAAAUAGUUUUCUAAUUUUUAGUUCCAUUUGCUAUUGAAGCGUGUUUUUUAAUUUUUUUUAUCUAUAAUUUAUUUUGUGAAUUUUUAUUCUCAAGUCGUCGAUAAAACUACCUACUUAUAAUCAAGAGCUUCGAUUUUUGGCAUAUUUUAUAUUUGACA
Molecule: messenger RNA, 3306 nt
Organism: Acanthoscelides obtectus
Lineage: Eukaryota; Metazoa; Arthropoda; Insecta; Coleoptera; Chrysomelidae
Source: the annotation of a GenBank genome assembly